UUGAGGGCAAGAUACAUGUAACUGCGACUAACACUUAACUGAAGAUCAAAAUUAGACUGAACAACCCCCCAACCACAGCGGUGAUUGGGGACCAAAUUUUUUCAUUCUCUGUACAAGAGCAGAACGAGAAAGAUGUGUGCAGAUCAGGGCAAAAUGUGAUGAUUGCUGUAUCAACAGUUAUCCCAGGGCUGUAUAGCAUUACGGCCCUACUUCUAUGGCCUGACUGGAAAAAGGCCCUUGUUACUUGCUCGGUGUUAUUCGCCACGGUUGGCGCUACUCUGACAGGGAUAGGAGUAACUGACUUCAGUACCUGUAUUGAUUUGAUGACGGCUAGGAUAAUGGGAGUCGUAUACAUUGGAGUGGCCAUUAUUCUAGCUGCAAUAACGAGCUGGCCUUGCGCACAGGUGCCGGAGGUGUGAGUGACAUAGGCUUGGCACUCUAAAUCUACUGUCAUGCAUACUGCCUAGAAUCUAG
Messenger RNA from Aspergillus japonicus CBS 114.51, 474 nucleotides. RefSeq lists its product as uncharacterized. Lineage: Eukaryota; Fungi; Ascomycota; Eurotiomycetes; Eurotiales; Aspergillaceae. The coding region runs from base 159 to 419 and encodes 86 amino acids. The record is from RefSeq and is a predicted model, not a curated record. The transcript has 2 exons.